This is a messenger RNA of Porites evermanni, 31439 nucleotides long. The record is from the annotation of a GenBank genome assembly. NCBI's taxonomy places the organism in Eukaryota, Metazoa, Cnidaria, Anthozoa, Scleractinia, Poritidae.
AUGGUCAAUGCAACUUCCAAAGAGGUAGUUUCUGUUAAUAAUGCGAGUCCUGCCGAUGAACCGACAGUGCUAUGUAUUGUGAAGGAUGAGACGACAGCGAACUGGAAACACAACACUCACACGGUUAAUUUGCCAGCUUCCACACCAGUACACGAACUUUAUUCUCAUGUAGCUAAGCAAGUUAACUAUGAAGAGGACUCUUUUCUUCUAGUGUGGUGUAAUACGGCCGGAGGAGGAAGCAGCGAGGAUGAAGUUAUUCUCAAUGCGGAAAAGAACAAAUCAUUGCAAGAAGUUGGUUUGGCAUCGAAUGGAAAAAAGAAUAAUUUCUUACUAAAAGAUAAAGAUGGAGUGCAACCAAGGAAAAGCAAGGUUGGUGAAUUAGUAGCCGUUUACUACGCGUUGCCAAACAAAAACAUCUCAUCAAUCGAUGUUAAUUAUAUUGAUUUCUUCAGAGAGAGGCUUUGAUUUCUCGAACUAUCGGUUUAGUUAGACUCACCGUAUAUUAUUUCUAUUUUAAGCCUAGUACAACAACUUAAGCUUUUAGUCUAUAUUCUUUAAUAGUUUGAGACCUUCAAAUCUACAUAGUAACGACAAUAUGUCAAAUUUUCCUGGAAGUCAUAAAAAGAGUUCUGAAAGACUUCUAAAUUAUUGGAGAAAAAAUAAUGUUAAGCACGGUGCAUUCCACUGAGCUUUAAAAAUUUGUUGGAACUAAGACUUCUAUUAUUUAACUGUAAGGUGCCAACAAAAGAUUUCAUUAGCAAAUGAUACUUUGGGGUUAAAACUUUAAAACCGUAUCUUAAUCCUAGCUUAGUGGUAAAGUUUUCAUUCAGUUUUAACGUCAUGUAACAUUUCUGCUCUCUUCAUGGGAAAUUGACGUGCACAUUGUGUGUAGUACAGACUAUGCCAGCAGACACAACAAAACUGAUCAAAUGAUAGAACCUGCCAAAUUAAAGCACAUUUUCCAGUUUUGUGUAAUUUAUAUCUGAAGAGAGCAUUUUUUGAGAACAUUCUCUUAGAACAUCUCUGUUUUGUGUUGUCUUGGGUUUUUCUUGUUUUCAAUAAUGGUAAGUUUUCAUUAGUAGUAGAUGAAUUUGUCAAUAAACUAUUGUGUAGCAUACAGUUUUCCAGCCAGGAAAUCAUAGCUACUAUAUAAACACUUGUGUGUUGAGCCUGAUUUUCCCUGAUACAGUCUGUCUUACUGUUAGUGUCAUAUGUAAGAGAAAUUAAUAAUGGAAGAGACAUGCAAUCUUUCAGAUCCAUAUUGAUGGCUUUUCAGUUUCUAAGGACCAGUUGUAAUGUGAUAACUAUAAAUUCCACUAGCUUUCAUAAGGGGUGGGUGGAUCUAUAAAAUUCGGAAAAAGAUUGGGGAGGGGUCCAGGAUACUUACCAGCAAUAUAGACACUAUUUAAUAUACUGAGAAUUCCUUUACAAUACUUUAAAAUUUCACAGAUAAAAAGGUGUUGUCCCCUCGGACCACCCCUUAAUCCACCCACGACACUAUCAGUCCAUUACCAAGCUUUAAUACUCUAACCCACCCAACCGGUGAUAUAUAUACAUGUAUGUGAUUUGUGAAUUGAUAUUAGUGUUAGAUGUAGACUGCACCACUAGGAAGAUGUCCCUUAUGGGAAUUCUUUUUUAAUAGUAUAUUUGUGGGCCGGGUCAUGUCCCCUUUAAAUUAACCAAAAGAGAAAGAUGGAGGAGAUAACACCUAUAAAGUAAUGUCAGUGCCUGAUGAUGUAAUCACUAGACCUGAGAGAAAGUCUUUUAUAGUCAGGAUGAUCUUACCAGUGUUUUAAACAGGCUAUGUCACAUUGUUUCGUCUCUUUUGAAAAAGCUAAAUACAUGGUAACACAUUUUACAUCAUUUGAAUAAUUCUAAAAAUAGUGCUCCAGUUUUUUGUUAAGGACAAUAUUUAAAGGCAUUAAACUGUUUCCUGUCAUCUGUUGCCACAGAUGGCAAGGAUGGACAUAGAUUGAAACUUGAAAGAAUUAGGCUGAUUUUCUUAAAUGUUAAUGUUAUCCUUGCAAAUUUCAACAAAAACUUAUCAUGGUUACCUAGUUAAAUAUGUUUCUGACAUCUUUUCCUUAAAUCUACAGGAGCAUGUUGGGUAUUAGUAAAGAUACUAAGGAAUGAUUAUAGUGCAGAAUUGACCUAAAACAGUUAUUGUAACAUAGACCCAUGAAAGACCCUUGUUAGUGGUUGGGCUUUGCUUUAAACUUAGACUCUCCACUAAGCAAACCUGUGUUCAACCAACAGAUUCAUCCUAAAUACGUGUGCAUGUACCUCCCAACUCAAGAUACCAGUGAAUUCUUAAAUGGAGUAUUGUUUCUCAACAUAAGCUAUUAUUAUGAGACAAUAGGGAGCUUAAGCAACUACGACGACGACCACAACGACGACUUCAAAAAAACAAUAGCUUUAAUGAUCAAAACAACAGCUCUGCACGUGCAUCACGCUUUUUAGUACAUUUCUUUGACGUCCACUGCACAACUGCAACGUGAAACCUCCUAAUUUGACGAUUUAUGGAGGAUGUGGACAUACAACGACGAAUAUCAUUUUCCUACAUCUUUUUUAACCUGGAUAAAAUUCUUAAGAAUUUAACUCCAGGAAAAGUCGCCUGUAUUUGGCAUAUUGAGCGGGUCCAAAUAGACAUGAUAAACUUUGAAAGAACGCAAAUUCAUUUUUUUACUGGCGUUUUCACUGCCGUCAUUGUCGUCCUUGCUUAAGGUCCCUAAUGGCUCUGUGAAGUCAACCUCAACUCCACCUUAAUAAUGUGUAUUUCUCUUUGUUGAUUUGCAGGAAAGCACAGAGGAUAUACUUACUGACAGUGUCAGCAACUUGUUCCAGAGUAGUUCGAACCCUUCAUACUCAUCAUAUUCCUCAAGUGACAGCUAUACAUCAACAAAGUCUGAAACAGGUUUGUACAAUUCUGCGAUUUAACUUUGCUUUUUGUUUCACAGGAAAGCAUUUAAUGUUGCUCCUCCUUCUGUACACCGUCUAAACAGGUAAAAGCAACAUAUACAUGUAUCAAAAGUGUCUAAUUUUUAUCUGCUUUCCAUUGUAGGGUUUGUUGGUCUUGUCAACCAGGCAAUGACAUGCUAUCUUAACAGUCUUCUUCAGACACUUUUCAUGACUCCAGAGUUCAGGAAUGCAAUAUACAGGUUGGUUCUUUUCUGCAAAACAGUGUUGAGAGUAUUCAAGCCCGGAACCAUCAACAUAAUAUAAAUGAGUGAGCAAGACUCACAGUGCUGCUUUUGAGCAUUUAGCAUGUUGCUGGUACCUAUUUGUAAACCCGUGUGAAGAAAGAUAAAAUGAAAUAAUGUUUCUUGUUUAAGGAAGCAACACAAUACAUAUAAGUACGAGGUUUAAACUCCAAACCUACAGAGUGUAAGUUUGACCUGCCAACUGCUCAGCCCCCAAGGCACAUUUUUCACUUUUAUUUUUUCAAUUUUAUUUCUUUUUCCAAUACAUUUUUCUUUUUUACCGUUCGUAUUUACCAUUAGUUUUAAGGAUAUAACAUUGGUGUUUUAGGCCGAGUAAACUAAGAUUAUCUUGUUUGGCUCCCCAUUCUUAUAAUAUUCAAAACAAUUGCAAACACAAUAACUGAAUAAACCACAUUAAUUUACAACAAUAGAGGAAAUUUGUGUAAAUAGUAGGAACAAGUACACAGAAUAUAAUUAGUGACUCAAAUUAAAGACAAAAAAAAUGAUAACAAAGAAAGUUAAAGUAAGAAAUUAGGAGAACAUGGUAGGAGUCUAUAAUAAUUGUUGCGGGCUCCUCUUGUUGCCUGCAAUCCUAAUCUCCAGGUUUUUAUUAUGCAUACGUCGCAUGUAUGUAGCCAGCAUCCGUUUAGACUUCCACUAAGAAAAGAUGGAAUUCACCAAAUGCAAUUUGAUCACAUGCGUUUCCACCUUCUACUCCACGUAAUCUGAUCCAUGCGUGUUUUGACCAUUCUGUUAACUGAAACAUAGGCAAAGCAUAGCGUUGGAGCAAAUGUGUGUUUGGACCUAGGAUCGUUGUCGCCCACACUUCCUAACCUUUGGUUAUUAAUAGUAAUAAUAAUAUUUCCAGACAAGUUAGACAACCUGUGCACCUAAACUACAUGUUUUAUAAUCCCAACAUAUCUCUAAUAUUAUACAUAAUUUUUUGCAGGCUAUGUCAACUUUAUGCUUGGUUAUUGUAAUAUAAUAAUAAAUUACUAUUAUUAUUAUUGUUAUUAUUAUACAAUAACCAAGCAUAAAUGACAUCUCAAGAAUGAACUGUUUUUGAGAAUAUUAUUAAGUAAUACUUCAAAAUUAUGCAUAGGUGGGAAUUUACUGGAAGUGAAGAUGAAGGAGCUAAAAGCAUCCCCUAUCAGCUUCAGAAGCUUUUCCUUCACUUACAGGUAUUUUAACAUUUAACGUUAUAAAGCUUGUGACUGUAGUGAGACAUUUGUGCACCUAGUGUGUGCCAGAGGUGUGAGAUUUUACUAGCAUGAGUCCAGAUGAUCCAACAUUGUGCACAGUAGUUCCAGAAAAUGUACAUAUCUCCCCACAGAAAGGAUUUUUCUUCCCACCCCCCCCCCCCCCCCCCCCCCCUUUUAAGCCCCCUUUUUCACCUUCCCCCCCCAAAUUUCCUUUUUUUUUUUUUUUUUUUUUUUUUUGUUUUUGGAGUUUUAUACUGUAAGUGUUUUGGAAAACUCACAUUUUUUUUAUUUUAAAAAAUAUAAAAAAUUUUUUAAUUUUAUUUUGUCUCAAUUAGCUAGAUAAAUUGUCCCUUGGUUGGGCCAAGGGGGUGUGUAUUUACCAACAUUGGUCCAAGUUUACCAACAUUGUGCCCAGUAGUUCCAGAAAAUGUACAUACCCCCCCCCAGAAAGGAUUUUUCCUCCCCCCCCCCCCCCCCCCCCCCCACCCCCUUCUUGAAGUCCCAAUUUCGAACUUCAUACUGUAAAUUUCAUUUUUUCUUAUUAAUUAAUUUAUGGUAGUUUGAGAUGGUCCAUGCUGAAGUGUUUGGGAACACCUCUCAUUUUGUAACUAGAAAAUGAAGCUAAAUUGUUGAUACUAUAUUAUGGCCAUAGUUGCUAGUAAAGUUGUACCCAAGGUAGUGUGAAUAAUAUUGUUGCAGACAUAAAAAAUAUCAUGUGGUUGAUCUGUGAACUAGCUCAAAUGUACAAUCUGUGAUUGCAAAAUAAAAUAUCGCAUAUAUAUUAAAUGUUUCUCUUUCUCAAAAAUAUUUUCAGACAAGUUCUAAGAGGGCUGUGGAGACAACUGAUGUGACGAAAAGCUUUGGAUGGGACAGUAGUGAAGGUAAAGAAUAAUUGACCAUUAUUAUUGUUAUUAUUAUUAUUAUUAUUAUUAUUAUUAUUAUUAUUAUUAUUAUUAUUAUUAUUAUUAUCAUUAAUAUUACUAUAAAAAAGCAAGGAAAUAAAACUUGAUCCAUAGGGGGACCAUAGUUACUGGUAUACAUGUACAUCAAUUUUUAGCUUCCAUGGAUGCAAGUUUGGAUUUUGUUUUUUGAAUGACACAUUAAUUUUCUACAGUACUGUUUGUCUAUGAGAAUCUUUUAAACAAGGUCUUACACCCUUUCAGUGUUGUAUUCAGCUACAUUAAUGAAUGAACUGGGUUGAGUUAACUUCCAUAACCACCUAAAAUAAGAAUCACAAAGUGAUUUUAUCUUCAACUUGUAAAAAUACCAAAAAAAUCAAACAGUAGCAAAGAAACAUUCUUUACAUAGUCACACUAUAGGAUUUUAUCAACAGACUCCCAAAAUAUUGUACCUCAUAUUCCCAACUGACUCUUAAUGUUUCAUGGUUAAAUGCAUUGGGGUUUUCAAUAACUUUUUCAAUAACUUCAUAAACCACUACCAAUUUUGGAUAGAUGGCAGAAAGACACCACAGUAAUCUUGUAAGAUUAAUAAGAUCUUAACACAAACAGCAGAAAGAGACCCAUAUAUAGAUAUAUAGGCAGUGGUAGACUAGGGACCAGUGACUGUCUUUGAUUGAAUCGCCUGUAAGUUGAGAUGUGCUUAUUUUCAGCUUGGCAGCAACAUGAUGUACAAGAGUUGUGUAGAGUCAUGUUUGAUGCAUUGGAAAGCAAGUUCAAAAACACUGAUCAGGUCUGUUGUCCGUAGAACUUGUCCAACUCAUGAUAUGACCUUAGUUCAAAGAGUGUUAGGCUGACUCAGCCUACAGCUUAUUACAUCUCUCUCUGAUGUGCUUUUCUUUUCUGUUUACAUGGUUUAAGUUUUGUGUAAAUUGUUUCAAAAUUUGUACAAAAAAGUUAUGAUACAUUACAAAUUAAUUAUAGCAAUUAUUAUACAAUGUGGCAGUAUGAGCAGGGGAAAAUUUUUCUCAAGGAUAAUUGGCAAGUAAACUUAAUAACACCCACUUUUGGAAUAAGAAAAAAUCAACAAACCAGGGCUCCGUAUUAGCGGCUGUCAGGUUGUCCAAGACCACCAUGACAUCAUUCAGACAAGUACUAUAGCACAAAAACUAUUGCGCAGUCGAUCAAAAAAGUCCUCGUAAAAAAAAGUCCUCAUAUCCCCUGAAUAUAGGACUUCAAAAGAAAUACUAAUCAUGGAUCCCUGAACAAAGAUCACAGUGCCUUUGUAAAAAAAUUGAUGUAACUGCGAAAAGUCCACAUCUUGCAGUUUAUGAAGUAUUAAUUUGUAUUAUCACGGAUUAAAUUAAACUUUUUGCUUUUCCUCUAGGAUGAUCUUAUUAACAAACUUUAUCAAGGAAAACUCAAAGACUAUGUUAAAUGUCAACAGGUAAGAUUGAUAAAAACUGCCAUUAGCACUUUUCCACUCAUAACAUAGCUUUAAAAAAUAUGUAGAAAAAGCUACCUGUAGUCAAUCCUUUUUAUGGCCGCCAUACAGCCGAAAUGGAGAAAAGUGUCCAAAACAUUGUUUACUGACUGAUGUUCUUAGUGUGGAAUACCUUUACAUGUAAAUUCAUUAAGCGAUGCACAAGGCAAAGUAAUUUUUUUGGAGAACAAAUUGACACUGCAAGCGUUAUAAACACUUUUCUCUUCCUGUUGUUAUUGCUUGUCUUUCUUAUUCUAUUUUAUUUUAUUAUGCUUUAAUUGGGUUUUACUCGCCUUUAUUUUUUAUGGUAAUUAGAUGUGUCAGGCUGCCACUGAGAUUUCAGGUUGCUCACCAGUGUAGGCAAUUAGUAGAUGGGAAGUUAAAUACACAACUGUGAAGUUCCUUUGGUUUUAUAUUUCUUUUGUUUCUAUGAAAAUAGCCAGGGGUGGUGCUCAUAGUUUCCCCUGGGGACAUUCACGGUCCCGGCAGGCCCUUAGAUUUUUGUUCGGAUUUUCAGUGAGUUAUGAAAACAGGCAUCUAUGCAUUUACAGUAAGCUUCCUUCCUCCAGCGUGGGGCCUGUUUCUCAAAAGUCCCGACAACUUUUCAGGCCCGGAAAGCUGCUUGGUGUUUGCCGCGUUCACAUUUUCAAUGAUUUUGAAAAUAAUGAAAUGAAACUAUCAGUUGAUGAAGCAAAAUGGACUGGUUUAUGGGCUAAGAAUGGUGUUACUAUUCAAUAGGUUUGGAUUUUAAAAUUUGCCUUUGGGCCCGAAAAGUUUCCGGGCCUUUCGAGAAACUGGCCCCAGAGCUUUAACUAAAAAUGUAAAAAGCAUAUUAAAGUUUGCUUUUUACAUAAAAUUUGAGGCGUAAUAUUAAUUACUGCCUUUUAUAUUUCUGAUUGAUUCCCUAGUGUAGUCAGGAAAGUGCACGGACUGACACAUAUCUAGAUAUUCCACUGGCAAUCAGGCCUUUUGGAUCCAAGCAAGGCUUAGGCAGUGUGGUGAGUCAAGGACUGUCAUUGUGAGAAAUUAAUAUUCUGGGAAAGGGUUAAGUUUGUAGCGCACUGCUUAUGUUUUAAAUGCUCUGGGAAUUAAUAAGUGGUGGUUGUUGAGGAAACAGCCUCAAAAUUUAAUACCAGUGACAAGGCAGUAACUUAAAAAUUUUACUAUUAAUUUCUGACUAAUAAUAUUUAUUGAAUUCCGAUACAAAUCCUCUAUAUUCACAGCCAUUUUAAAGAUUAUGCAAUGUGAAACCACAUGUAUUGAUGAUGCAGUUUAAUUUUGUAAUUACUUUGUAGUGUGAUACAUUAAGUAAUUUAGGUUAAGUGAUGUCAACAGCCUGUUAUUAAAAUGUAUUUCAAAUUUGAUUCCUCAGGAAACUGCUUUGGAAGAAUUUGUUGUUGCUGAAACCCUGGAAGGUGCAAAUCAGGUGCAAGAUAUCAUACAAUAAUGCUCCUUGUCUUUUGUGAUUCCCUGUAAAAUUUUAGAGUUUAUGUGUAGUUAACAAUAUAGUAUAAUAAAUACUCAGCUAUUACAAAAUAAUUAGAGUGAUUUUUUUUCCUUUUUUCAUAUCUUCAGUAUUUCUGUGAGAAGUGCAACAAAAAGUGUGAUGCCCACAAGGCAAGUACUGCAUUAAUAUUGUUAAUUCUGUUUAAUAUCAUUGGCUUUAACCCUUUAAGCCCCGAUAUCCACAUACAAGUUCUCCAAACUGAUCUCUAUACAUUUCCAUAAGGAAUAAGGUGAGAGAAUUUGAUAGAAGAUCAAAGCAUUUUCUCUUCUAAGGUGAUUAUUUCUUUAAUUCUCACAGCCUUUUCUCUUGAUUGUUUAUUGAUAUUCUUAGGACAAAAUUGAUGUUUGUCACUUUUGGGACUUAAAGGGUUAACUGUGUACAGUAUACAGUCUCUUGCUAAGACAGACACCUUAGGGAAUGGCACUAAGUUUUCCUCUUACAGAGAUGUCAGUCAAAUAAAUGAAGAAAGGCAUGGACCAACUAUGGGUGCCCAAAUUGCCGACUGAGGUGUCCAUCUUUAAGAGAUGUUUGUUAAGAGAGAGUCAACUGAACUGUGACCAUGUUGUAAAUGAUUGCUCACAAAUUAACACAAUCAUUUUUCAAUCACAGGGUUUAAAGUUCAUCUCUUUCCCUUACCUGCUUACUUUACAACUGAAGAGGUUUGCAUUUGACUACAACACACUUCACAGAGUCAAGCUAAAUGACAGGUCAGUUAAAGGGUUGACUGCAGCGUGGCCUAAUGGAAACAGUGGUUGUUUACCUUUCACAAAACUUUUCCGUAAAAUCCAGUGGGAAAGUGAAUGGAACAUAACUUUUUGGUUUGUUCAAGUGGAACAUUUUUAGGCAUAAUGUAACAGAACAUCUGAAAAAGUAGUUCUGUUUUUCUGGGUGGAAUGUUCCAAAGAGAAAUUUGUGUUCCAUUUGUGAAAUCACAUCUUGAUACCAGUUUCAGGCCUUAGCAGUCAUUUUUUGGUAAAGGGAACUAAUUUGUACAAAUGGUAAACGCGAAUCCAGAACAAAAUUUACCAGUCUUAAAUUUUGCUUACUAUCCCACUUGCCCAAACCGGUUUGCGCAUUAAUAUGGUAAACAACCUGUGUGUCCUACUCCAAGUAGUCAGUGUCUUUUUUGCUUUCACCACUCGCUGGAUUAAUAAUUUCCUAGUACUUGAGUUUACUUCUUUUAAGUCAUACUGUUAAUAGCAAGCUACAGCAUAGUUUACUUUCUGACAGUUCAAAUUUUGGAGCAUGGUCGUAUUUUAUAUUGAUUGUGGUAUGCUUCUGUUUUUAUGACUGAUGUGCCUGUAAACAACUAGCCAUAAACAAAACAUAUUUUCUGCUGCUUUACUACCUCAACUGCAAACUCUCAGUUAUGUCUCCAUUUACAUGUUUAAAAAAAGCUGCCCCCCAAUUUUUCCAAGACAUCUUGGGACCUGGGUAUUUGAUCAAAGUGAAAAUAUGUGUGGUGAUCACUGUAAGGGGAUUCCAAAAGACUUAUAAUGUCAAGCCCUUGUAAGGAACAAAUUGCAAUUUCAAACUGAAAAUGACUGAAUCUAACAUUUUUAGUGGGAGAAGAAGUAGAUAAAUUUAUCAUGCAUUUUUUUAAUUCUAUCGGUUUAAAAAUAUUAACUUUUUAAACUGACAGGAUUGAUUUCUGUCCCUGUAAUUAAGAAAUGGUAAACGUGGAGCGUGCAGCCAUGGAGUUAUGGAUGCAGGCAGGAGGUUGCUAAGCAUGAAAGAAGAGUAAGAGUCGCAUGAGGCGAUAGCCGAUUGCGACUCUAGCUUCUUGAGUGCUUAGCAAACCUUCAAAGUGCAUCCAUAACUCCAUGGUUGCACAGCUGCAACUUCACUUUUGUUAUGUUAUAAUAACAUUAAUUUUUCUGUGCCUUUGGUUACGUCAAUAGGAUGACAUUUCCAAAAUACCUCAACUUAAGAAGNACUGAAUCUAACAUUUUUAGUGGGAGAAGAAGUAGAUAAAUUUAUCAUGCAUUUUUUUAAUUCUAUCGGUUUAAAAAUAUUAACUUUUUAAACUGACAGGAUUGAUUUCUGUCCCUGUAAUUAAGAAAUGGUAAACGUGGAGCGUGCAGCCAUGGAGUUAUGGAUGCAGGCAGGAGGUUGCUAAGCAUGAAAGAAGAGUAAGAGUCGCAUGAGGCGAUAGCCGAUUGCGACUCUAGCUUCUUGAGUGCUUAGCAAACCUUCAAAGUGCAUCCAUAACUCCAUGGUUGCACAGCUGCAACUUCACUUUUGUUAUGUUAUAAUAACAUUAAUUUUUCUGUGCCUUUGGUUACGUCAAUAGGAUGACAUUUCCAAAAUACCUCAACUUAAGAAGUUUCGUCAGUGAGGAGAAUGAAGAGGUAUAGAAUCAUUUAUUCUUUAUUCCCUUAAGAUUUUGUGGUCUAAUGCACAUGCAAGCAUGAUGCUACUUGCCACUUUAGAAAUGAGAGGGAACCUGGGCUACGUGAAGUUUGCAAAGACUUCUGGGACUGUAACUGGGGACAGGGAAACCCAGAAGUCUUCACAAAAGCCAACUCAGUCCAGUUUCCUUCUCCUAACCCUUUAAGUCCCAAGAUGGACCAACAUUAGUUUUCUCCCAACAAUAUCAAUGGACAAUCAAGAAGAAAGCUUAUGAGAAUUAAUAAAAUGAUCACCAAAGAGAAAAUGCUGUGAUCGUUUGUCAAAUUCUUUCAACUAAUUCUUAAAGGAAAUGUAUGGAGAUCAAUUUGGAGAAUUUGUAUGUGGAUUUUGAGGCUUAAAGGGUUAAUACAGUGGUAAAUAGUGGCUAUAAGAGCUACAUUAUGCCCGCUUCAUCCACUUAAUUGUCAAUGAGUAGCUGCACCUCCUCCCAGACAAACCAAGCUUAUAUUAAACCUUCAUGCCCAUCAUUAUGAGCACCAGAGAUGCAAAAAUACUUAAAUAGUUUUUAUUUGUAUUUUUUUGUUUGAGUAAGAAUGGUGCAGACGAAGAUACCAGCCUGAAGGGGGAUUCCCCCAGCAGUACAGAGACAGACAGUGGGGUGAGUGAAGGUUGCUCUGAUAAUGGCAUGUCCACUGAAGAAGAAGAUGUUGACAAUGCAAGUGGAGGAAUUGACUCAGCAGAUGGGACUUCAGAAAUGACAGAAGUGGAACUAACUGAAGACUUGCUUAACAGUGGUCUGGCUCACACUAUGAAGGUUUGUGUUUUGAUUCUGAUCCAUUAAUUGCUGUUACAGCAAAUGGCACUUUUCAACAACAACCAACCAUUUAUUUUCCAAUUUAAGAAAGUUUGCAAGGAUGUAAUAAGUAAACUAGAUCAGGCAAAUGUAUAGAGACCAGUUUGGAGAAUUUGUAUGUAAAUAUUGAGGCUUAAAGGGUUAGGAAACUUGCAGGCUUCUGCCUUCAUCUCAGAAGCUUCUGUAGGAGUUGAAAUGAAUUGUAAAUUUGAUGUCCUCUGUAGAUGGGCUGGAGGUCAUAGUUCUGCCCCUUUUGUGGUUGUAGCUUAGCAGACUAUUCUGAGGCCCUUGCAGAUCUGUCAGAAUUAAUUCUGAAGUGAAAAUUCAAGUGCUAGAAAUGUUCCAUAAGCCCUGUCGAGCAUUAUCCCUAGUGAAGGCCGCAAUUAGGUGAGGCAAAAGAAUACAUCCCUGAUUUUGUGGGAAUCAAGUUCAUGGCCUCCGAAUAAGAUCUGCUGUUACCCUGCCAACAGUGUCAGGCAGGAGGAAUAAAUAUUUGUGAGUGGGAUUGAGAUGGUGAUAGAUGUCUUUCCAGUAUUAUAAUCAUGGUCUUUAAGUGUUGUCACAUUGUUGGCUUUUCUUUUCCAGCAGUGGUCACAAUUUUUUUUACAACCAAAAAAGAUCAGGACGUGACCAUAGUGUCUCAAGUCCCAAACUUAGGGUCGUUCGCACUGAAAAGUCCGAAAGAAACGCGUUCAAGUAUUAAACGUAGAAAUUGACACUACUAGAGGAUUAUAUUUAUUUCUUCAUUCCACGGUUCUGUUAAUACCUUAUUAGUGGAAAUUAACGAUGCACUUUAUUAACCAAUUUUAAAAAAAUCACGUUAAUUUAAUACAUCUUAAUUUAUGUGGAUGUUAAUUUAAAUCACACUGUUUUAUAUCAUUGUUUUACAGCACCUUUAUUUCAAUAACCAAACCUCAUCUGCUGAUAGUUCUCUAUCAAUGCCUCGGAGUCACUGACAGUUCUUCUGUAAGAAUUGAGUUCAAAAUGUCUUUCGACUGGUCUUUGUAUUGAUCUGUUUCUCCGAGGGGAUAGCCAACUUCUUCAGUCUUUCUUCUUGGAAUACCCAUUUACAUUUAUGUUUUUUCCUUUAGAUAUAUGUACAUUGAGAAGUUUGUAUCACAGAAAAUUGGCGUAAAAUAAAGUUUGGCGCACAUUGUUUUCGAAAAUUCCUUGUUAAUUUGAUGUAUGUAAACCUAACUGUUGGAAAAUUUGUAUUAAUUUUGUGUAAUAUAAAUAAUUUCUUCACCUUGUCUACGUGCAUCAUGAAUUUCCUAUAAUAAGGUAUAUGAAAUUCAAGUAUUCAUCAGUAGUCAUUCCUCUUAAUUAAAGUUGCACAGUGCCAUUGUUGUACCUUUGAACUUUUGAAUUGUGACUUAUCAGGGUCCCUACUGGUAUGAAUUGUUCUCUAUUAUGAUCCACUCUGGGAGUGCCACAGGAGGACACUACUAUGCUUAUAUCAAGUAAGACUUACAAAUAAUUGUUUCAUCAAUUAAACAGCAAUUUACAAAAAUGGUGACCUAGACUAAUGUAACUCCCCUUCCUUGAAAAAUAAACAAGAACAGCAGCCUAUAUUAAGCUACAUGUAGCGUUUGUGUCCCCUUUGGAACAUUUAGUCUAAUUAUUUUGUAUGUAAAGUCACAGCAUUUCAGCAUCCUCAUUGUUACCCUCAGAAUUGAUUUAAUGUAGAUUUGGGUUUAUUUUUCUAUUCAUGCAUGUAGGUCCUUUACAAAUGGGCAGUGGUACUGCUUCAAUGACCAGAGUGUAUCAAGGGUAAGUUUGGUUUUCAGUCUGGCUUUUUACUGCCAAAACCUUACCUUUUUUUCUCUAAAAUUGACUGUUGAAUUCAUGUUGCACCAAGGCAAAACCCGCAAUUAUUAAUCUGGUGCUUUCCCACCGAUGGAUCAAAGGACUGGUUUCUGAAGACAAGAGAAAAAGAAGUACGAUCAGCCUCCACAACAAGAAAACUUUCAGCUUGUCACCCUGUUGCUGUAGUUCUUAACCCUGCCUGGCAGAGCUUAACUUGCGUUGCACAUUGAGUUUACCAAGGGUCUGCCAGAUACUACCAGUGUAAGCUAAUCUUUCAGCUAAGGAUAUUAACAUUAGUGUACCAAUGAGAUUUCUUAUUUUUUGUGACCCUCCAUUACAAAUUUCACAAUGCACUCUGUCAAACUAGCAUUUUUUUGGUGCAGCAAUUGAACCCUAAGUUUCACCUUUAGGAACUCCAAAGACCUUUGACUCUCUUUAACAAUGAACAACAAUGACUAUAGAAUGACUGAGUGUCAAAUAUUUUAAGUCCCACAUAACAGAAAUUGGAAAAUGAAAAACCCAAAAGAACAUCUGUGUGGGAGACUAGAUUAAAUAAUUAAUAAUGUGUUGUCUUACAUCUACCAGGUUUAUGAUGAUGACAUUGAACGUAUCUAUGGUGGACUGGAAUCUUCCAAAUAUUAUUAUUCAGCAGCUUAUUCAAGGUACUUAAUUAAUAAUAAAAAAAUUUCUAUCCAGCCGUAAUUUCUUGAUUUUUUUUUAUUCAUACAUUUAGCAAGUAAGAGGUUUAUAUUAAGUAUGAAUUUGGUUGUCAAGUAGCUCCUUCUUAAGUGUUUACUCACUUUAAUUGUUCAUUCAAGUGAAAACUGUUUGCACAUAUGAAGUGUUUAUUUUCAGUUUAGUAGAACAUCCAAUCCAAUGUUAGAGGACAGGUGUAAUGUAGCGAGGGUGGAUUAGAAUGAACUGUGAAUGAUAAUAACCACCGAAAUCAGAUUUUUGUCACUAAGCCAAAUACCAGCCACGGCUAGAACUUAAGAUCCAAACCAGGUUCAGUAGCAAUACCAAAGUCAGGAACGCAAAGACAUACUAAUUUGUUCAUAGCAAGAGCUGCAAGACUCCUUUUCUGAUCUGUAUAUUUUUACUUAGUUUUUUUAUUAGAAUGUCAUCUAAUAGCAUUUCAUAGUAUAUGUUUUUUCACUUUAAUUAUGUAAAUCCAUUGUAUAUAUAUUUUUAAAGAUGGAUAAAUUUUCAUUUUCAGACCUGAGAUUAUGCAGGCUGUUUGCCUCAGCCCUUUCAAAUUCUGGCCCUGGUUGUUCAAACAAUUGAUAGCGCUAUCGACCGGAUUUAUCAUUAUCCAGCGGAUAAGUAUAAUAGAAAUCAAUUACACUAUCUGCUGGGUAGAGAUUUAUCCAGUGGAUAGCGCUAUGCAAUGUUUGAACAACCGGGGCCUGAUAAUAUAGGUUCAGUGAGGCAUUUGGAUAACAUCCACUAAAUGUUUAUCUCUAAUAAUCAUUGCAGUUCUACCAAUGCAUACAUGUUGAUGUACAGGCAGGUCGCUCCAGAAAGAAAUGCUAAAUUCCUGGAGCAACAUGACAUGCCUGCACACAUAAUAGAGUUAAUUCACAAUUUGAGGCAUUUGGAAGAAGUGGAAAGAAAGAGAAGAGAAAUGGAAAGGUCCAUGUGCAAGGUACAGCUAAAAGAAUAAUAUGUCGCAUGAUUUUCAGGGUUGUCACUAAGACCUGAUGCCCUCUGGCGUUCCACAGAAAAUUCUCUUGGGAAUCUUCCUCUUUUAAGCCUUGAUUAUCAAUAUUGAAUGCCUCAAAAGGCCACAUAUUUCCCUUUUCAGGGAGAAAGAAUCCUUGAGUUAUUUAUAAAGAGCUAUGUCUUUGACACUUACCCCUCAAUUAUUGUCUGAUACGUACACCUGAGUCUACUCUUCCUGUGUUCAAUUGUUCGCCUGACAAUAAUUCACCUCUUUGGAAACAAGAAGAGAACUGGAGCUGAAAGGUGUCUUGCAGUGGUUUCAGGGAUCAUUACUGGGGGUGUGCCGGUCAGCUAUUGGCCAGUAACUGUCCCUAGUGACCAUCCCAGAAGUCUUUGCAGCAUGCAAAGAAAGUCGUGUCUGAUGGCCCAGGGCUAGUGGAUUUUGCAAUCGGGCUAGUGAAUCCUGUUCUUAAACCCUUUCACUGCCAGAGUGCUUGAUGGGGUUUUGUAAGGUGACUCUAACUUUUGAGUCUGUGGAUGAAAUCCUAUGGUGUGACCAUUCAAAUGAAAGCUCUUUACCUGUACUUUCACAUGAUGCUAUUUGUUUCUCAAAAUUUUAGAAAGUGAAAUUUCAUGAUGGUUUUAUUAUCUGAUCUGCUUGCUUUUGUUUUGAUUCCUUCAGAUAAAGAUCUUUUGUGAACAUCCAGUCAGGAGGACAAUGUCAGAACAAAAAUUAGAAAUUCAUAAGGAUUGCACACUGAAUGAGGCAGUAGCCAUUGCACAUAAGGUGAGAGAGAGUUACCAUUGUACAGUGUCACCCUCCCUGACAGAUGCCUCUCUAAGAUAGACACCUCCAUUGAACUUAACACGUAGCAGUUUGCCAGUUGUUCUAAAUUAGUGAAUUUCCUCUUAGUGAAGAACCCCUCCCAAAAAGGACUCCUGAAGUUAGAAAGCAGGAACAUGUAUUUUCACCAUACAUGUAUUUUCAUGGUGUUUUAAUAUUUUAAUAAAAUUUAUACUAGAGGAACUUGCAGUGCUUAACCUUAAAAUUUUUGCACUUCUUAUACUUGAAGUUGAAUUUAAACGGUCAGCAGCAUAUUAAUAAUAUACAGAGUCAGGGCUGUGUUCUGGCUUCUAAUGACCCCUGCAGCCCAACUUUUGCGCUUGGGUGACUACAAAAUCUUAGUGGUAUCAUACAAAUCAUAUGCUGAGCAUCCUAGAUUUUACAGGUUCAGAACACUGGGUUCCCUUCAAUUUACCUUAGAACACAGCCUUGAGAGUAUGAAAUAUAACCCUCUCAGCAGAACUGCAAAUCAAGGUCACAUUUUUCCUGUCUCAAGACAGAAUGUUAGAACACGUGUUCUUUGUUGUAUUCUAGCCAUAGAUAAAGAAAUGCAAGUAUAUUCAGUACAAGUUGUCCUAAAGGUUUGUUGCGGUGGAUUCAAAGUGGUUUUUUAAUAAUAUUAGUAAACUGUUAUUUUUUUAUGACUAGCUUUUCCUUCUGGGCAAGAUACUUCCUGUUGAACAGUGCAGAAUUGUGAAGUAUGAUGAAUACUAUGACUACAUUGAAAGGUCAUUUGAUGGAGAAGAGGUGAGUGUCAGAGUUGAUUUCUUCGGACUUUUAAGAUAGGGGAAAGGACCCUUCUAAAGUAGCUACUAUCAGACCAUAAGAGUUUGGUCUUACCAACGAGGUGGCCAUUAUAAGUGGUGGAUUUGAGUGGCCAUAGUUAUAAGGCAGAGUCCCUAAUUUCCGCCCAUUAGGAUCUUUGUCCACGGUACCACUUUGUCAUGUAACUGGUACAAUUGAAGAGAUCUUUCAACCAUCCACGAUUCCGUCACAACAGGUUGGAGAAAUACGUAAAAAAAGAACAUGUUAAGUAAAUUGACCUGAAAAAUCCAAUGAAAAACCACUUCCUUCAUGCACUCUUAGAAUCCUGAAAAGUUUUUCCAAACACCUGUCACACCAGAAUGUAAAAUAACAAAACCGUGCAAGAAAAGUGUAACAAGCAGUGAAGAAAGAAAGCAAAGGUAAUUGUCAAGGCAGCCGUGUCUUGUUCAAACCCAAAAGUCAAAUUUUUAUUUUUGGUGGAUGCCCAAACUUUGGAAGCUUGUAUUUUGCACCAGGAACAAAAGGCAGCCCAGUGCUUGACUCAUAAACAGUGUUUUGCAAAGUUUUCACUAGGCCUUUUUCAGCAAAUGUUUAAGGACAAAUGGGUUAAGAACGUUUUCAAAAAAAUGAGUGAUUGUACCAAAAAAAUCAAUGCAUAUUUUGUCCAAAUUUUAAGUAGAUUUUAUUAGCUAAUUUUUUCCAGGCACUAGCAGUGUUGUCGUAAAUAUUGUUUUUACCAAUUGCAGAAUGAUCCAAUGGGAAAGGUCCUCUGUGGAGUGAAGCAGUCCUACAUGUUUGACCUCCUCCUUGAAACAAGAAAGCCCCAUGAAAAAUUUUCUGUAUACAAACAUGGUGGUUAGUAACCUUUGUCAACUGGUGACUAUGUAAAACUAUCUCAUCUGACUGAGUCCUGGCUGUUACAAUUUUGUACUUAAUAUCUAUAUCUGUAUUGAAGAGUUUUUUUUUUCAAAACAUCUUCAGAUAAAUGUCUUAAAGACCAUUUUCAGUGAUGUCAGCCUAAAAUUGAAAUUUACUUUGGUGGAAAUUCUAUACCAAUGCUUGAAGAUCACCUCUUGUCAAGUUUUGUUACUACUUAAUGUAGGGACUUCCUGAUGUCAGUUUUGUAGUUUUGAACUGUUUGUUUCCUCCCUUCAGCCUGUAACCUAAACAUAACCUUGCUAGGUUACCAAACAAGAGGCGGUCUUCCUGCUAAAAUUAAUUUGAACAUUUGGUUGAGGUCACUGAGGCUGGCUGACUGAGGUCUUUAUUUGUUAAUCUUACAAUCAAAUUGUUAUCAAAUUUUUAAAAGGAUAAUAUUUUAUUUAUGGUUUAUAAUUACAGCUGUUUCAGAUAUCACGCAACCUGCAAUGUCAAAAAUGUCUUUGGGUGUUUCUGUGACGUCAAUCAAACUCUGAAGAAUCGGCACUUUCUCGCCUUCACAUCUUAGUGGACCUCUUAGGAAACAAAAGGUCAUGGUUUGUGAUUUGUGAUUGGUGGAUUUGGAUCCAUUUUGUGUGUUUCUAGGUUCAUUGCUUUUGAACUUCAUAGUUCGGUUGCAUGUUUUUGAAAAGCAGAGUAAUUUAAAUUACCUUAGCUCUAAAUUUUUUUUAUCUUCUUUAUACUGAAACAUGGCAAGUUUAGAUUUUUCCUAUAGAGCUUCCAAAUCCAGAAGAAAAACAGAAAUGGGAGGGUGAAAACAUAUCGGUAUGUUCCUGCUAACAUUCUGCUCAUUAUUGCUGCCUAUAUUAUUUGACAAACACGGUGGAUGCUACGGUAACAGUUUGAUUGACUUCACAGAAAAACCGAAAAUCCUGAAACGUUCCUGACAAUUCAGGUCAGCUGUAAGAAAACCAUAAUGGAUUAUUACCUAGUACUUGUAACCGCUGAUCCUACAACUGGCUGCUAUUACUGCAACAAAAGAUGUUUUCAGUCAGUGAUAUAGGCGACAUGUGGAAGUAAAUAAUAUUAAUUUUGAGUACUCCCAACUAGAGUGGAACCUAUGACCUUGUGGUUACUCUGACUGCAAAGGAUGAACAUUGUAUUUCAACAUCAGUAUUGUCUCUUACCUCUAUAGGAGUAACUGUCAAAGUUCAUGUUGUUGAUCUUGAAAAAGAAAAAGUUGCUCCACCCACUAAUGUACGACCACUGCUAAGCUGGACUGUGAAAGACCUCUACAGUCUCAUUCAUGAGGUAAUAAGGAAUAGGCCUUUUUCAUGAUGAUGACAUUUGACUACAACUAACAGAAUUCAUUUUGUUUUUGCUUUCUUACUGAAAUAUGUCAAUCCUGCUGAGGUUUAAACAACAAUAGCUCUAAUUUGCACAAGAAAACAACAAACUGAAGGAUUCUUUUUAUUGUAACUAAAAAUGUCAUCAUUGCAUCAUUGUCACACGUUGUUGUAUUUUUUAGGGAUGUAACAGAGCCAUUGUUAGUGUUGAUCUUCAGCAAAAAGGUCAGAGUGGAAAAUAAAACUUAAAAUAAUGAAAAAUGCAUUUUUUUUCCUUAGAAAUUUAGCCUUCCCCUAGAAACUAUGAGAGUAGUGUUUGAAGGAACAUACAGUGAACUUAAGUUGCUGAACAACCCCAGUAAAGUAUUAAAAGACCUUGGAUUCUUCAAAUCUAACAAGGUAAAACUGUUGAACAAUAAUAAUAUUAUUAUUGUAUUAUUCAAUUGACAGAUCAAUAGAUUUUUUGUAUUACCAGUAAUCACUUCUGAUCAAAAGGUGAUUAUUUAUCUGGGCUGAGCUCCUGCAACGCCGGUUCACACUAAUCCAGGGUUUUGUGUAACUGGGGCUCAUGAGGUUUUAUUCCACUUUUUUCUUCAAAAGCCUAGUUGUGUUAACCCAAAAUAACAGUUGUAAGCAGUCGUGCAUUAGAUUAAAGCUUAUCACCUUUCAAGAAGCUGGAUUGUGGGCUAAUGUAUCACUUUAGGGACAACAAGGAUGGAAAUCAAUGCAUAGAUGUAUGGAAGAUAAUCUUAGAAAAUAAUUAUUGUAAUUUUUUUAUUGCAUGAAGAUUUUUUAAACGUUAAAAUUUAGGGGUUUUGUUUGUUUGAGGUCAAGGGUGGUGGAGUGACAAGAGCACUAAAACCUGAGAAAACAGCCACCAUUUCGCGACACCACCAACAACUUUCCUGUGGUAUGAUGUUUGAGUUGGCGGAGAAUUUAAGUUUUCCAAAUUUGAGUUAACUGAGUAAAAAUGACUGAAAAGUGGGGUAAAAUCCAGGAGAAAUGGGACCUAGUUCGAGUCAUCUGAGAUAAAAUAACUGAUUUUCUACUGACAGUGUACCAAAUUAUGGGAAAUUAACUCACCACAAAAUUAAGUUAUUGGAGAUUAUUGUUAUUGUUAAUUUCAUGAAGCGUUAAUUUCCAGUAAUAAGGCAUGAUUUUAUUUGUACUCGUAGGUGUUUGUUGAGGCAUCAUCACUGGAAGAAGGUCUCUCCUUUGAAAAGUCUCAGCUGUACAAAGUGUUGGAUGUUUAUCAGCACACCAUUCAGCUCUGUGUUUUUUUGCCUGAUCUUUCCAAGAAACCGUCAGGUUGGUUUACCAGGAGUUUUUCUGACAGAACAAAAUUUUCCACCUUUUUUUUGUAGUCUUAAAAGGAGCCUUAGGUGUCAGUAAACCAACUUUUCUCAAUGAACAAUAAUUAAUUUUUUAAUGAAUAGGCUAGUGGAAAACAAGAAGUAAAGAUUUUGCUCUAGUGAGUUGGUGGCUAUCAUGUUAUGAUGUAACCAUGAUAUGGUUAUUACCAGGGUUGUCAAAAGUAGCCAGCUGCCUGCAAAAAUCGCGCCUUGGUUAGUAUCAGCCAGCUACUCUGCUUGGCAUUUCUCUACGGAUGGCGUUUUUUAAAUAAAUUAAUAUCCCUGAACUGGCUGCUUACUUUGACAACUCAGCCGUCUACUUCAAAACUUUCUGGCAACUCUGAUUACAUUCAUUUAUUUACAUUUAGAGAGUACAAGUAGAUAUAUAUGUGAGGCUGCUGUUGACGCUGACAAAAAUGAAAAGGGAAAAGGUAAUAUUCAAAAAACAGGUGUAUACCAGCUUUCUGGCUUUAUUAUUGAAAGUUUAGCCAAAUCUUUGCCUAGUGCCUCUUAUUUCCUAGAAAUGUGAACUUGUUAACAGUUUUUUUUGGUACAUCAAUAAACGUCCAAACAAACUUUAUACUUUUCGAUUGUGAAACUCCCAGUCGGAAACAGUCUAGUCAUUUGAUUACAGGAGUCUGGUUCCCGAUUACGAUUUUUGUAGUCGAAAAGUAAGGAGAAACCUUUGUGGUAAACGGACCAUAGUAUAUAUCAACUCUGCCAUUGCUAAAGCCAAUUUUUAUAUACCAGCUCACUGACACGGGCAUUUUUUUUUUCAAAACAAAUCCAUUGAACCAAGCUCAAAUUGAAAGAAGUCACCUUUUGGUGCUGUAAAAUUAUAAAAUGGUCGCCAGAUGAAAUAAAAUAUAACAGUAAAUGACACUUUAUGCAAUGAUUAUUACAGUCCUGAAAGGUUUAAAGAAUCAAUAAAGGCUACCAAACUAUGCAGCUAAACCUUGUCACUUAUGAUAAUUGUCAUGUCCCCCAACUUGACCUUUUUUAGUGGACUAAUAGUAAUCAAAUUAUUAUGCAAAUUAUUUUCGUAUAAUGUGCAGUUCUAUUGCUAUUAUUUAGAAAUGUAAGGAGACUACUGUAUGCGGAAUAAUUUGCAUGUCAAAAAAUUAUAUUACAUGAGCUAAAAGGUUGGAUAACCUUAUGGAUGCAUUCUUUGUUUAAUGGGACUUCUAUCUUUCUUUUCUUACCAUUAGAAAAACUUUUUUCUAUUGACAAGAGAAUCACACUUGAAAAACUGAAAGAAAUUCUGCAAAAUGAUGUACAGUGCUCUCCUGAAUUUUUUAGGGUAAGUUAUUUGGUAAUUGAAAUAUUCCUUCUUGUGAAGCAAGUACACUAAAACCCUGCUCACUCAAACGCCAAUAUUUAGCAAUAAUUAAUGAAUGGAGCUGAGUAGGGUAUGAAGAAUUAAGCAGAUCGAGGAGGGUGUUUAUUAUUGGCUGAGGUGGAUAACACCCUCCGAGUUCAUUAAUUGCUUUAUUAAUUGCAUUAAUUCCCUCCAAAUUCAUUAAUUGCUUUAUUAUUCAUUCAACUGAAAUAAUUUCUAGUUUAAAAACAUAGCUAAAAUAUGCUUACCUGCAUCGAUGUUAAGUUCAUCUUCGAUAUUUGUCCAGCUCCACAAAUAUUCUCCAAAUAACAGAUGUCGCCCUCCGAGUUGUCUUCUUGCUGUUUUUGCCAUGUUUUUAGCUAUUAUUUCGCCUAGUUCCAUCUGUAGUUCUUACUCUUCAAACGAGUGAAAUGUCCACAAUUUUUUUUCACAACCAAAACAACUCAACCUCGUCCACAGGUUUUCUCGUUAAUGGUGCCUUAACCUGUAGCGGGCUGCAUUUUCAAUGUCAUCUCGUCGUGAAACACAGAAUUCUUCCAAAUUUGGUCAUCAGUGACUGGUUAUGGUGAAUUAUGCGUGUGCUUUUAGCCAAUCAGAAUUGUGAUAUAUUUUGAAUGAAUAAUAAUAUUACUCUAUUCUCAGGUUUAUAGAGUUUACUCAAAUAACCAAGAAAUUGAAUACAGCCAUUUGUCAGAUUCUUUGACAAACUUUGCUGAUGACUCUAAGGUAUGUUCCCUGUUUCUUUAAUAUUGUGUGUACUGUACAUAUUUAUUUUUGAUGGGAUUUCAUUCAUUGAAUUCAAGAACUUGCCAAUGACAAUCUGUAAGAGCAUAAUUAUCAUACUAGUACUACUGUUGUUGUCCUUGUUAUUAUUAUUAUUAUUAUUAUUAUUAUUAUUAUUAUUAUUAUUAUUAUUAUUAUUAUUAUUACUAUUGACAUUAUUUUCCUUUGUAGCUGCGAGUCAAAUAUGGCCGUGCUCUCAAGAAAGGGGAGCAUCAACUGAAAAUAUUUUUGCUGACUCCAGCUGAAAAGGAGGUAAGUUUAUUUUCAAACCUUGUUAAAUAAAAUAGGGUUGAAAUAAACUUUCUUAAAAGGCAGACAGUAUGCUCAGGAAAGAGUAGCAUAAUUAGUAUUCCAUUGAUUUCUGAGCAGACUGUUUGCUGUUUCAACUCUAUUCAAAACAAAAUCUUUAUGGUGGAGUGGAGGAGGUCAUGGCCUGGCCUGGGGUAAUUUACUGACCCCCUCUAAAACAUUUGAAAAAUUCAAUGUGUGAUGGCUACCAUUAUAAUCACUCAAGACCACUUUUUUCUAUGGAGAAAAUUUUGAUGUAAUUAGGGGAAAACUUAGGAAACUGAGUUUUUGUAACUAUAAAGCAAAGUGAGCUCUUAUGUUGAACAAAGCAAAUUAAAUUAACCGUGAACAUUCCAACUUUGUGCAAAAUUAUUUAUUCAAAGAAUUAUGUUCAUGAUUAUGAAUUGAUGCCACUAUCGGAUCUGUAUACUGUAUUUUGUAAAGGGUUAAAUUGGUCACUGAUCUAUAGAGAAUGAAAUGUCUACCAGGAAAAUCAGGUGAUUGUCAUAAUAUUAUUAUUAAUAAUACUUAUUUUAUAAAGGACAUACAUGUUUCGUCUUUCAGCCUUUCAAAUACUUUUGUGACUGGAUAGCAAGUGACGGGAUGUCAGUAAAAACCUGCAAAGAACUUUUGCUACCAGAGAUCUGUAAAAGAUGUGGCCUUGAUGUACCAGUUGAAAAGUAUGUUUUAUUAGUUAUUAGUUUGUUUGAAUGUGGAUUAGUGGGAAAACAUACCUGUUCAAGAUAAUGGCCAUCAAACCAACUGCAAAUGAUACCAUCAAAUUUAUCUCAAUUUCUCGGCAUGGCUAGACGUUUGUCAGUUCUUGUCCUCUUUUUUCUUCUUAUGCAGUAUUAAAUAACACCUGAAUAUUUUCCAACUACAGUACGGUGAAACCUUGAUAUAACAAACCUCUAUCCAUUUAACAAAGUCCUUGGUGUAACAAAUGCAUUCUUUGCCCCAGAAAUAGCACAGUAUGUGAAAAAGAACCUCAAUAUAACAAAACCUCUUUAAAGCAAACAAAUUUUGCCAGUCCAUUGGGCCUUUUUGAUAUUGAGGUUCCACUGUAACGUCAAUAGAUUGCUAGAGAAUUUAACAAAUGUUUUGUUAAUUUUCUAAUUUUCAUGGUGUUUGGUCCAAUUUUAAGAAUUUCUUUCCUAAGAAAGUCUCAUUUAAUGUAAGUCUUUAUGAUUUAUGAAUUUUAGUCUCAGAAUGAGAAGAAAAAACUGGAAAAAUCCUGGAAGAGUCUAUGUUGACAGCCAAGUAUUUGAAGAAAACAUCCAAGUAUAUGCAAGCUUUGAAGUGUUUCUGGAAAUACUAGAAGGUCUGUCAAUCUCUUCAUCAAGUUAUCAGAUCACUGUAAUCACUUGUAGUGUACUUCAUUUUCUCAUUUCAUGCUGAUAUUAGCACAAGGAUGUUUGCGUUUACAACAUAAGCUUGAUAAUUAUAAGGCAGCAGAUUCAGAAUCAUAUAAUUCCCUUAGAGUAGAGUAAUGUUGGCACCAAGGAAUAAAUCUAAUUUGUCAAUGGGAAAGAGCGGUUUCUUGAUGAGUGUAUUUCUUGGUUACUUAAUGUGCUUGUGGUGAUGCCUUUUUUAACAUGUCCAUUCCUUACUGGGAAUAAUGACAUAAGCAUAUUAAAACAACUAAGGAGAACAAAAGAUGUUCAUAUUCUUAUGCAGCUUCUGCAUAAGAAUCCUGCCUCCAAUUUCAGCAAGUUUCCAGAUGUGUCAGCUGCAGUUUAGUGGCCACUGUUGGAGAAGCAAGAAUGAGACUUUUUCCCAACUACUUUUUUAGGAACCAAAACAUGGCAGACACUCAAAGGGAGCACCCAGCAACAACCAACAACAUUUAUUGACCAACCUAGAAAGUAACACCAGUCUUUCGAGGCAGGAUCUUGCAUCUGUCAUGGCCAACAGACGGGAGGGGGACAGAUUUAUAAAAUCAGUGCGGGUGCACCCGAAAUAGAUAGACAGAUAGAUGCAGCAUCCCUUUUGCUUACAAUUUAAGUUUCAGCUUUCCUCGCUAGCAUGCAGUAGUGAGACCUGGGCUAUGAUGUGCAUAUUAACUGCCAGUUACUACAUUCUAACCAUCAGGUCCUGAGAGAAUGACCUCAGCAGAUCAACUGUCAUUGUAUGUUAGACAUUGGCAUCCUUCAACAUUAACAAUUGACCCUCCAAAAGAAGUUGUUCUAAAGGAGAGCUUGGUUGAACACUUAAAGGAAGCGGUAACAAUACUCUUUAUUGUAUUAAUGAUUUAUUAAUAACACUUUCUUUUAUUUUAUGACUAGUGACAUCGUUACUUUUUUCAGAUGAGUACACUUAGUGGCAUUCCAGAGGAAAAUUUAGAGCUUUGCAAGGUAUGAACUAGGCAAAAACUUUUUCUUUGUUCCAUGUUCGUGUUAUGCUGAUUACCACAUCUUGCACAUUCAUUUACAUAGCUUAAAAUUCACCAUCUACAACCCUGGUCAAAACUUCUUGAGAAACUUGAGGAAAUUAGGCACAAAGACGCACUUUGUUAAAUUAACUCAUAUUCUACCUCUUAAAAAAGCUUGGGGAUGUUGUUAUAAGGGGCUAUUUCUGCUGUCCCCCUCUCCCCCAAUCGGUGUUAAUUGUGUUGAAUUAAAACUGGAAUACAUAACGUCAACACUGCACCGAGGGGGAAGGAGGAAGGGAAGAUGCCUCAAUUUGACGAGCUAUUGCAUUAGUGCCCCAAGAAAAUUGACCAGGGUUGUAUCUAUAUUAUAUAUGAUGUGUUGAAUUAUAAUGCAGUCAAAAUUUGUAUUAAUUUUUAUUAAAUGGUACAAACUUGGGUCCAGGUCCCCAUAUUACUGUUGAUAUUAAAAAUUAUCACUGUUUGACUACAGAAAGGAAGUCAGUGUUGUAAUAAACCUGGAGGUUUGAAUUCUGAUUUCUUCUGCAUCCAGUUGUAAUUCACAGUCAUUCAGUUAUAGCACAUAGUCACUAAUUUCUGGUUUCCAGGGCCGUGGACAGUUCCCUUGUGAUGCACCAGUCCUUGAAAUUCAUGGAAAUGAUUUUGGUUGGACAGCUGACUUGACAUCUCUUGGGUCUAGUCCUUUAUUUAUCAAUGACGAUGGAGCAGUGGUAUUUUACAGGUGUGUAAAGAUUACCAACAUAACAGACUCGACCUGAAAUUACUUUUGGGGGCAUUUAUUGCAUUGUAGCAUUCUGUAACAUUGCCCAACAGACAAGCAAAUCAGAGUAGCUUUCCACUUGCUCCAGUUAAAGUUAAUGUUUCUGUGCAUUCCUUUUAGAAUGUGGUUUAUCAACCUCACUGUGAAUAACCUGAACACUUUUACUAAAGAUUUAAGAGGGGGCUCUGGAAAUGAAAAUGGUGAUCCUACAAUUUUGAGGUUUCACAUUCAUUAGACCAUUUUUAUCCCCCCACAUUUAAAAAAUUUACCCAACUUCACGCUGUUAUUAUCAUUGUCAUCAUCAUUAUAGGUCCUGCAUGUUCCUAUUGGUAGAAACUAGAUUAGAGCACCAACAGAAACUGUACCAGCCUUAUUAUUUGCCACAAUGAUAGAAAAGAGCAAAACGAUGAUGGAAAGUUAUAAAUAAAACACCAGCACAGUAUUUUGUGGUAGUCUGUUGUUUGGAGGCAACUUUCGCAUUUUUCUCAAUUUCCUAUAAGCUCUGCUGUAAUUUUUGUCCUUUCCGUAUGCAUAUGAGACAGGUGGAAAAAAAGACAUGGUUAUCGACUAUUAUAAUCUACUAUGUGUUACUGGAGUCUAGAAUUUACCUCUCAUUUUUGCAGAGAUAAAACAGAACAUCUAAUGGAAAUAUCAGAAGAAAAGAAACAGGAAAUCAUGAAAAAAGAAAAUGCCAAGUGAGUCUUCCUGUUUUAAUUUUUAAAGUUUCUUUCUGUGAUUCAUCCUUGGGUUGCGCCCCUAAAAGUUAAAUGGCCUUAUCUACCCAGCAAGGCAGCAAUAUUCUAUGUUUAGUUUUUGUGAUCCAUCUCCAGGGCCGAGUUGUUCAAAGCAGGGUUAAGUUAAUCCAGGGUUAGUGCGAAAUUUGAUUUCAUAUAUGAAAGCUUGAGAAGCAAAUUCAGUUGUAUUCUUUUUGCCUACAAUUGAUGAUUGGAUGCUGUAAAAAGAAGAGAGAAAAUUCUCCGGGAAAUGCUUUUGAACAAAAGAAAAAGAAACCCGGGUUAAAAUUUAACCCUGGGUUAGCGCUAAUCGGCCUUUGAACAACUCAGCCCAGGAGUUACUUUCUUGAUAUAGCAGUGCCCAGUCACCAGCAAAAGUUAUUAAUAACAAUUUUCCCAAACAUAUUCUUCAAGGAAACUUAAAACAACAAUGCAAAUACAAUUAAUGCUGUCUAACAGAUGCUCCCAUAAGCAGAGUGCUGUCGGUCAACCUUCAAAAAACACCUGUUUGAACUCCCAUACAAUAGACACUACAUUUUUGUAUUUCUGUAAGCAGAAACAAAUUUAAUAUUAAGAGGAAAACUAUUUUUGGUUUUUAUUCUCCUGUGAAUGAAUAUUAUUGUACAAUAAGACAAUGAAAGAAACAGGUAAACAACAAUAACGAUGGUCACACUGUAUUGUUCUUUUGUUAGUACAAUAUUUUAGUGUGAAUUUUCACAAGCUCCCAUAAGCUACCGCCCUUCUGUUAAUAAAUCCUAGAGAUGAGUCGGGCCAUUCCUGUUGGUCUCCACAGGGGCUGUGCUGUAGUAGCACCUGGUGGCCCCUGAUGACAGUAGGGCCAUUCCUGUUGGUCUCCACAGGGGCUGUGCUGUAGUAGCACCUGGUGGCCCCUGAUGACAGUAGGGUCAUUCCUGUUAGUCUCCACAGGGGCUGUGCUCUAGUGGCACCUGGUGGCCCCUUGAUGACAGUAGGGUCAUUCCUGUUAGUCUCCACAGGGAUGAGCUCUAGCAGCACCUGGUGACCCCUGGUGCCUUACUUUUGGUGCUUAAACAGUUUACAAAUCUUAGUUUUUUGCUAAGCGCCCUGAAUUUCGCAGUUUCAGUUUCAGAGCACUGGCCUCCCUUCAGUUUUUCUUAGAGCACAGCCUUGGGCCAGCUCCAGCUAGAAACACAUAUUCUGUUUCUCAAGGGUGUCUGUUUUCAGUGGCUUGUGUUGCAAAUGUGUUCAAACCCUAACUAGUAACAUCUGCAAAGAGGUGCCAAGAUCCUUGUUCUAGGGCCCCAACAGACUCAAUGAAUUACCAUACCUGAGUUUUGGAUUUCCCUUCAACCUGAUUGGCAAAUGGACAAUGGCUUUUUUAACAGGCCAAUGAUGGCACAUUGUCAAGUCCUGGUACAAAGAUGGGCCCAAAACAAGGAUUUCAGGGGUGGCUCAGAGACAGACAUAACCAGAGGAUUGGUUGCAUCUGUCACGCAGGCUAAUAUUUGGGAGUUUCAACUGAGUGUAUAAUAAUAUCAAUUUAAAAAUAACUAGGGAAAAGGUCUGAUACUUAUCAGCUCUUUUGAAACAAAAAGAGCUUAUUCUGAUGUUCACUAAACUUUGAAAACCAGAAUCAGAAGGAAAUUAAUAUUAUUCUUACUGUUUAUUUCAGGACCAACAGCUCUUUUUAUCAAUGACGAUGGAGCAGUGGUAUUUUACAGGUGUGUAAAGAUUACCAACAUAACAGACUCGACCUGAAAUUACUUUUGGGGGCAUUUAUUGCAUUGUAGCAUUCUGUAACAUUGCCCAACAGACAAACAAAUCAGAGUAGCUUUCCACUUGCUCCAGAAUUCUGAUGGCAUGCAGACAGUGCAAAAGUUAAUGUUUCUGUGCAUUCCUUUUAGAAUGUGGUUAAUCAAGCUCACUGUGAAUAACCUGAACACUUUUACUAAAGAUUUAAGAGGGGGCUCUGGAAAUGAAAAUGGUGAUCCUACAAUUUUGAGGUUUCACAUUCAUUAGACCAUUUUUAUCCCCCCACAUUUUAAAAAUUUACCCAACUUCACGCUGUUAUUAUCAUUGUCAUCAUCAUUAUAGGUCCUGCAUGUUCCCAUUGGUAGAAACUAGAUUAGAGCACCAACAGAAACUGUACCAGCCUUAUUAUUUGCCACAAUGAUAGAAAAGAGCAAAACAAUGAUGGAAAGUUAUAAAUAAAACACCGGCACAGUAUUUUGUGGUAGUCUGUUGUUGGGAGGCAACUUUCGCAUUUUUUUAAAUUUCCUAUAAGCUCUGCUGUAAUUUUUGUCCUCUUCGUGUGCAUAUGAGACAGGUGGAAAAAAGACAUGGUUAUUGACUAUUAUAAUCUACUAUGUGUUACAGGAAUCUAGAAUUUACCUCUCAUUUUUGCAGAGAUAAAACAGAACAUCUGAUGGAAAUAUCAGAAGAAAAGAAACAGGAAAUCAUGAAAAAAGAAAAUGCCAAGUGAGUCUUUCUGUUUUAAUACAGUGUGGUUUGGUCAGUCUAAAGCUUGUGAUUUUUGUUAACUUUGUGAAGUUUCUUUCUGUGAUUCAUCCCAGGGCUGGGCCCCUAAAAGUUAAAUGGCAUCAUCUACCCAGCAAGGCAGCAAUAUUCUAUGUUUAGUUUUUGUGAUCCAUCUCCAGGGCCGGGUUGUUCAAAGCAGGGUUAAGUUAACCCAGGGUUUGUGCGAAAUUUGAUUUCAUAUAUGAAAGCUUGAGAAGCAAAUUCAGUUGUAUUCUUUUUGCCUACAAUUGAUGAUUGGAUACUGUAAAAAGAAGAGAGAAAAUUAUCCGGGAAAAUGCUUUUGAACAAAAAAAAAGAAACCCGGGUUAAAAUUUAACCCUGGGUUAGCACUAAUCGGCCUUUGAACAACUCAGCCCAGGAGUUUCUUUGUUGCUACAGCAGUGCCCAGUCAUCAGCAAAAGUUAUUAAUAACAAUUUUCCCAAACAUAUUCUUCAAGGAAACUUAAAACAACAAUGCAAAUACAAUUAAUGCUGUCUAACAGAUGUUCCCAUAAGCAGAGUGCUGUCGGUCAACCUUAAAAAAACACCCGUUUGAACUCCCAAACGAUAGACACUACAUUUUUGUAUUUCUGUGAGCAGACACAAAUUUAAUAUUAAGAGGAAAACUAUUUUUGGUUUUUAUUCUCCUGUGAAUGAAUAUUAUUGUAUAAUAAGACAAUGAAAGAAACAGGUAAACAACAAUAAUGAUGGUUACACUGUGUUGUUUUUUUGUUGGUACAAUAUUUUAGUGUGAAUUUUCACAAGCUCCCAUAAGCUACCGCCCUUCUGUUAAUAAAUCCUAGAGUCCUGUUGGUCUCCACAGGGGUUGUGCUGUAGUAGCACCUGGUGGCCCCUGAUGACAGUAGGGUCAUUCCUGUUUGUCUCCACAGGGGCUGUGCUCUAGUGGCACCUGGUGGCCCCUUGAUGACAGUAGGGUCAUUCCUGUUAGUCUCCACAGGGCUGAGCUCUAGCAGCACCUGGUGACCCCUAGUGCCUUACUUUUGGUGCUUAAACAGUUUACAAAUCUUAGUUUUUCGCUAAGCGCCCUGAAUUUCACAGUUUCAGUUUCAGAGCAGUGGCCUCCCUUCAGUUUUUCUUAGAGCACAGCCUUGGGCCAGCUCCAGCUAGAAACACAUAUUCUGUUUCUAGAGGGUGUCUGUUUUCAGUGGCUUGUGUUGCAAAUGUGUUCAAACCCCAACUAGUAACAUCUGCAAAGAGGUGCCAAGAUCCUUGUUCUAGGGCCCCAACAGACUCAAUGAAUUACCAUACCUGAGUUUUGGAUUUCCCUUCAACCUGAUUGGCAAAUAGACAAUGGCUUUUUUAACAGGCCAAUGAUGGCACAUUGUCAAGUCCUGGUACAAAGAUGGGUCCAAAACAAGGAUUUCAGGGGUGGCUCAUAGAUAGACAUAACCAGAGGAUUGCUUGCAUCUGUCACACAGGCUAAUAUUUGGGAGUUUCAACUGAGUGUAUAAUAUUAUCAAUUUAAAAAUAACUGGGAAAAGGUCUGAUACUUAUUAGCUCUUUUGAAACAAAAAGGGCUUAUUCUGAUGUUCACUAAACUUUGAAAACCAGAAUCAGAAGGAAAUUAAUAUUAUUCUUACUGUUUAUUUCAGGACCAACAGCUCUAGUUCUAGAGUUGGCAGACUUUUACACAAAGAAAGAGCUCUUAAAAUUUAUACUCAUGACGAUAAACCCAGCAACUGAAAGCAGAAGGAAACACUGAUCAUUGCAAAGUAAAACAAAAUCAAUUCUGUAGGACCUAGUCUGGCUAAACCUGGCUACCCUGGAUUGAGUAGACAGUGAUAAGCAGGGUUGUCAGAAAGUUUUGAAGUAGACAGCUUAGUUGUCAAAGUAAGCAGCCAGUCCAGGUAUAUUUUAUUUAAAAACGCCAUCCGUAAAGAAAUGCCAAGCAGAGUAGCCGGCCAAUACUAACCAAGUAGGCAGCAAUUUUUGCCGUCAGCCGGCUACUUACGACAACCCUGGUGUUAAGAUGGUCUUUAAGAUUCCAAUUAUUGUGACAUAUUUUUUGCAGGAUUGUGCGUUAGAAUUAUUUCAGUAGGACUUUUUCAUGUUGACUGUCAGUAGGCUUUUGAAAAUGAAAUUGUAUUAAAGCCCUUGUGAUAAACUUCACAAGGGUUUGAUUUAUUUUCACAUAAAUGAUAUUUUUUGUCAGUUAAAAGCAUAGUAAUUCAUUUUUUUAAUUUUUUUUUUUUGCUCAGUGCAUGCACCCCAAAACCUCAUUUCCAGGGUUCUCUGGUAGGAGAGGACCCUGGUAACAAGGUUGCAUGCACCCCAGCGGGGUACUAUAGUAAGUGGAAUAGAUUUCUAAAUAUAGCUUACUGUUCAGUUUCCUCUAGAACUGUAAAACCAGAAUCAGAAGGAAAUUAAUAUUAUUCUUACUGUUUAUUUCAGGACCAACAGCUCUAGUUCUAGAGUUGGCAGACUUUUACACAAGGAAAGAGCUCUUAAAAUUUAUACUCAUGACGAUAAGCCCAGCAACUGA